CUCACAUUAUGGCUGAACCUGUUGAUGAGCUCUUGGACUAUGCUGAUGAAGACGAAGAUCAAACCGAGGUUUUGACUAGCCAUGCUGGUGUUCCUAACAUUUCUGCCGUUGGAGGUCUUGCUGCUCCUGCUGACGACAAAGAAACCAAAAAGGGUUCAUAUGUGGGCAUCCACGCUACUGGCUUCCGAGACUUUUUGUUGAAGCCAGAACUGCUGCGAGCCAUUGGUGAUUGCGGUUUUGAGCAUCCUUCCGAAGUCCAACAAGAAUGCAUUCCACAGGCCAUUCUUGGCAUGGAUGUGCUUUGCCAAGCCAAGUCUGGUAUGGGAAAGACUGCUGUGUUUGUUCUGGCAACCUUGCAACAACUUGAUACCAGUGCUGCUGCCGGUGCUCCCUCUGACCCAUCUGUCAUUGUUAUUUGCCACACUCGCGAGCUUGCUUACCAGAUCAAGAAUGAGUACGCUCGUUUUUCAAAGUAUCUUCCUGAUGUCAAGACUGCCGUGCUCUAUGGUGGUACAUCCAUUCGCCAAAACAUUGAUACACUCAAGAAUGACAAGCCCCAAAUCAUUGUUGCUACCCCAGGUCGCUUGUUGGCUCUUAUUCGUGACAAGGCGAUCAACCUUGCUACUGUCAAGCACUUUGUUCUUGAUGAAUGUGACAAAAUUCUUGAUGCUCUUGAUAUGCGCAAAGAUGUUCAAGAUAUCUUUCGCUCAACACCACACCAUAAGCAGGUGAUGAUGUACAGUGCUACUCUCAGCAAGGAAAUUCGUCCUGUUUGCAAAAAAUUUAUGCAGAACCCGCUCGAGAUAUUUGUGGAUGACCAGACCAAGCUCACUUUGCACGGUCUGCAGCAGUACUAUUUGAAGUUGUCUGAAAAUGCCAAAACCCGCAAGCUCAAUGAUCUUUUGGACUCUCUCGAGUUUAAUCAGGUUUGUAUUUUUGUCAAGAGUGUUCAGCGUGCUGUUGAGCUUGACAGACUGUUGGUCAAGUGUGGGUUCCCUUCAAUAUGCAUUCACUCUCAACUUCAACAAGAAGAGCGUAUUGCCAGAUACAAGUCAUUUAAAGAUUUUGAAAAGCGUAUUAUGGUUGCAACGGAUAUUUUUGGCCGUGGCAUUGAUGUUGAGCGUGUCAAUAUUGUCAUCAACUAUGAUAUGUCUGAUUCACCCGAUGCGUAUCUGCACAGAGUUGGUCGUGCAGGUCGUUUUGGUACCAAGGGUCUUGCAAUUACGUUUGUAUCGUCUGAUGAGGACACUGAGGUGUUGAAUCAAGUCCAAGGCAGAUUUGAAGUCAACAUCACCGAGCUCCCUGAAACUAUUGAUGUCUCGACUUAUAUGGCCUCUUGAAUGUGUAUCAAUAUGAAAUUGGCAAGGCAAUAGCUUCAUUUUUAGUUAAUGUUUUUGAGAUUGGACUCGUUGAUUAUUGAUUUACUUUUGCGGGAGGUUUAUCUUUGCCCGUAGCAUCCAUUUUUUAAAUAAAUUAAUGGAUUGGUUUUUUCCCAGUCAUUUUUAAUG
Molecule: messenger RNA, 1508 nt
Organism: Batrachochytrium dendrobatidis JAM81
Lineage: Eukaryota; Fungi; Chytridiomycota; Chytridiomycetes; Rhizophydiales
Product: ATP-dependent RNA helicase SUB2
Exons: 5
Coding region: 9-1340 (443 amino acids)
Biological process (GO): mRNA export from nucleus; mRNA splicing, via spliceosome
Molecular function (GO): RNA helicase activity; RNA binding; ATP binding
Source: RefSeq, a predicted model, not a curated record